Messenger RNA from Penicillium canariense, 678 nucleotides. RefSeq lists its product as uncharacterized. The coding region runs from base 1 to 678 and encodes 225 amino acids. NCBI's taxonomy places the organism in Eukaryota, Fungi, Ascomycota, Eurotiomycetes, Eurotiales, Aspergillaceae. The record is from RefSeq and is a predicted model, not a curated record. The transcript has 3 exons.
AUGGUGCUACCGACCCUGACUCAGAUGGAGGAUGUGCUCCUCCGGCCUCCGGUUCCUGUGACCCACGCUGAGGUCGCUGCGGUCGUACGAGGUGGGCCAUUGCUGCAGAUCUACCUCCAGCGUUAUCGCAACCAGGUCAAUGUGACUUUUGCCCGUGGCGAGGACGCCGCCGCCUUCUUGGCCUACGCCCAGGCUACCCCAUUCUACGUCGCCGGCCGUCUUACUACAGUCGAGUGGGCGCUGCGCGCCUACGUGGCUCCCCACUACGUCUAUCUCCAGGUAGAUGCCGGUGAUGUGAGUCGCAACAUCAUCAUUGAAAAUGUCGACUCCAAGGUCACUGAGGCGGUCAUCCGCCGGGACCUUCACCACAUUCAUAACCUUGCCGUAAUCUCGGUGGUGUUUCAAAACAACAACGCGUACGUCUCGACCAGCUCUGUUGGUGGAGCCUUGUAUGCCCGCACCUGCAUGAAGUCCAGGGCGUUUUACAAGGAUAUGCGGAUUUCUUUCUACGAGGAUGAGUGCGCGCAGCCGCUGCCUCGAGUUCUUCCCACUGCAGCUGCCAGUAUUCCCUGGCAGGACCGGGGCCUAUUUUACAACCCAUUUGAGCUGCUUUCCCCGGACGACUUCCAGCUUGGGGAGAAUGCGGAAGAGGAGGACGAGGACAAGGACGAGGAAUGA